This is a messenger RNA of Oryzias latipes (Japanese medaka), 3406 nucleotides long. It is a transcript of the gene lig4, whose product is annotated as ligase IV, DNA, ATP-dependent. The record is from RefSeq and is a predicted model, not a curated record. Gene Ontology annotation, cellular component: DNA-dependent protein kinase-DNA ligase 4 complex; DNA ligase IV complex. Gene Ontology annotation, biological process: nucleotide-excision repair, DNA gap filling; immunoglobulin V(D)J recombination; double-strand break repair via nonhomologous end joining. Gene Ontology annotation, molecular function: DNA ligase (ATP) activity; ATP binding; DNA binding. NCBI's taxonomy places the organism in Eukaryota, Metazoa, Chordata, Actinopteri, Beloniformes, Adrianichthyidae.
CUAUUAGAAGAUGGAACUAGAAAUGUAAACAUUACAAACGAAGGCGGAGGGCUAUUUGAUUUUAAAAGUUAUUUGGGGGGGGGAAGAGCAAACAGCACGGAUGGACGACGCGCCUUCCAAAAGCGAUGCAGCCAGCGAGCAGACGGUGGCGGCGCAGGUUCCCUUCAGUCACCUGUGCACGACCUUAGAGAAGAUCCAAAAGGCCAAACUGCGUCCAGAGAAAUCCAAGAUCCUUGGGGAUUUCAUCGGGUCAUGGCGAAACUUCCACGCCGCCUUGCACAAAAACAACCCCCGAACCGCGGACUCCUUCUAUCCGGCCAUGCGCCUCAUCGUCCCGCCGUUUGAACGCGAGCGAAUGGCGUACGGCAUCAAGGAGAGCAUGCUGGCGAAGCUGUACAUUGACGUGUUGGGCCUGCCGAAGAACGGGCCGGAGGCCAACAAGCUGCUGAACUACCGCGCUCCGACCACGUCCCAGGGUGAAGCCGGAGACUUCGCCGGCAUGGCGUACUUCGUGCUGAAGAAACGAUGCACCAGCCAGGGAAACCUCAGCAUCAAAGAGGUCAACGACUUCCUGGACUCGGUGGCGCUGAACAACGCCAGCAAGAAGAAGGAUCUCAUGAGGAAGAGUCUGCUCCACCUCAUCACCCAGAGCUCCGCCCUGGAGCAGAAGUGGCUCAUCCGGAUGAUCCUGAAGGACAUGAAGCUCGGCAUCAGCAAGGAGACCGUGCUCCAGGCCUUCCACCCGGACGCCGCGGAGCUUUACAACGUCAACACAGACUUGAACAAGGUGUGCCAGCAGCUCCACAACCCUUCGGUGUCUUUGAGCGACGUCUCCAUCGGACUCUUCUCCGCUUUCAAGCCGAUGCUAGCCGCGGUGGCUAACAUUCGCAACGUGGAGAAACAGAUGGGCAACAGCCCCUUUUACAUCGAGACGAAGCUCGACGGCGAGCGCAUCCAGCUCCACAAGGAUGGGGACGUCUACAAGUACUUCAGCCGAAACGCCUUUGAGUACACGCAGCAGUUCGGAGGCUCGCCGCUGGAAGGUUCCCUGACGCCGUACAUCCACAACGUCUUCAAAAGCCACGUGGCGAACUGCAUCCUGGACGGCGAGAUGAUGGCGUACAACCCCACCACGGAGACCUUCAUGCAGAAGGGGAGCCGGUUCGACAUCAAGAAGCUGAUGGACGACUCGGAGCUGCAGACGUGCUUCUGCGUGUUCGACGUGCUGCUGGUCAACGACCAGAAGCUCGGCAAAGAGGCGCUGAGGAAGCGCCACGAGAUCCUCCAGACGGUUUUCACGCCCGCCAAGGGGCGGAUGCAUCUGGUUCCGAAGAGCGAAGCCAGAAGCGUGCAGGAGGUGGUGAGCGCGCUCAAUGACGCCAUCGACAGCCGGGAGGAGGGGAUCAUGGUGAAGGACCCGCUGUCCAUCUACAAACCGGACAAGCGCGGGGAAGGCUGGCUGAAGAUAAAGCCCGAGUACGUGGACAGCCUGAUGGACGAGCUGGACCUGCUGAUCGUCGGAGGUUACUGGGGGAAAGGGCGGCGGGGGGGUAUGAUGUCACACUUCUUGUGCGCCGUCGCCGAAGCUCCAAAGCCGGGCGAGAAGCCGUCGGUCUUCCACUCCCUGUGCCGCAUCGGAUCGGGUUACACCAUGAAAGAACUGUACGACCUGGGCCUCAAGCUGGCCAAACACUGGAAGGUGUACAGGAGGAGCGACCCGCCACCGUCCCUCCUGUGCAGCACCGAGAAACCCGAAGUCUACAUCGAGCCCUGCAACUCCAUCAUCGUCCAGGUGAAGGCGGCGGAGAUCAUCCCGAGCGACAUGUACAGGACCAACUGCACGCUGCGCUUCCCCAGGAUCGAGAAGAUCCGAGACGACAAGGAGUGGCACCAGUGCAUGACCCUGGCCGAGCUGGACCAGCUCCGCAGUAAGGCGUCCGGGAAGCUGGCCUCGCGCCACCUCCGCAUCGACGACGGCGACGACCAGCCGCAGAAGAAGAAGAAGCGCAAGCUGCCGACCAAAGCCAAGAAAGCGGUCAGCAUCCUCGACCACUUCAAGCCCCAAGAUCUGUCCGCCGUCUCCAAGGAGACGGAUAUGUUCGAGGACGUGGAGUUCUGCAUCCUCAACGGCACGGAGGACCACCCAAAAUGCGAGCUGGAGAAAGGCGUUGCCAGCUGUGGCGGGAUUGUGGUCCAAAACCCCGGGCGGGAGACCUACUGCGUGAUCGCCGGCGCGGAGAACAUGCGCGUGAAGAACCUGAUCUCCUCGGACCAGCACGACGUGGUGUGGGCCUCCUGGCUGCUGGAGUGUCUGGAGCGGAAGGAGGUGGCGCCGUGGCAGCCUCGCCACAUGAUCCACAUGUCCCCCACCACCAGGGAGCACUUCGCCAAGGAGUACGACCCCCACGGCGACAGCUACUUCCUGGACACAGACGGGCAGCAGCUGCGGGAGGUUUUCGGGCGCAUCGGCGACGCGGAGGUGGAGAUCAGUGUGGCCCAGGUGGAGGAGCGCUACGGCUUCAGCGACCUUCCGACCAGCAUGUUCAGACCCUUCACGGCGUACGCCGACGUGUUUGCCCGCGUCGGAGAGCCGGACACGCUCAUACCUGCCACCUGCCUGGAGAUCAGGGCGCUGGAGUUCCGUUUCCACGGAGGGCGCGUGGUGGAGAGGCUGGAGGAAGGAGUUUCCCACGUUCUGGUGGAAGAGGAGAGCCGACUUCUGGAGCUGAGGACUCUGAGGCGCUGCUUCAGGAGGAAGUUCAAGAUCGUCAAACACACGUGGGUCACCGACUCCAUCAAAAACGGCGUCCUGCUGGACGACAGAGAGUACUUAGUUUGAAACCAGAGAGUUUCACGUGUUCUCAUUACGAAUAAAUGCUGCUGAUUAUUUCAAAUAUUUCACUUUCACGGUUUUUACUUCAAAUCCUUUCUUUCACCAAAAGGUCCAUCCUGUUUUAUUUUUAUUGUUCUAAAUUUUUAUUGGAAAUUAUGAACAAUAAAGUUUUGAAGGUCAUUGUAACAAUUAUUACUCACAUUUUCCAGUUCUUAUACAAGUUGACUUAUAGAAAAAAAAAACAAAAGAAAUUAAAAAAAAAAAAGUUUUCCAUUUCAGCCCAAAAAAAGUUGUUUUUUUGAUCUCAGCAUAAAAAAAGUAAAAUAGUUUGUUUUAAUGCCUAACACGUUUUUUUUAAAUGAUUUACAGCAAACAUAUGUAUUAUACCCUUCCCCUUAAAUGUUUUUUAUUUAAAAAAAAAAAAAAAGAAGUAAUUGAAAAUGUUUUUUUUAUUUUCCAAAACUGCAUUUAUAAUAAUAAUGUGUUCUAUUUUUGUUAGAUUUUGAUAGGAAAUUUAAAGAAGAACGCCUAAAAUCAUCAGAUCAUCAUUUAUUAAACUAAAAAAGACGAGUU